AUGCUCAGAGACGACCAGGGCAAGGUGUACAGGUACAGGAAUCCGAGCAACAGGGACGACUUCAAAGUGAGUUACGUGGACGGACGAGAAACCGUCGUGCUCCUGCCGCCGGGAGUACUGCAGCGGUCGGCCGCGGACCCGACCAACCAAAGUUCUUGCGGCAAUCGCAAAAGAGAGCAGCCGCCGGACUCGAAAGUAGAAAAUCGUGAGAACCCGUCGUCGGCCGCGGACGUCAGAAACGACUACGCGCGCGUCGUCGCCGACGCAGUCACGUCCGAAAGACCGGGAACCGCAACGCCCCGUCGCGUUAUCGUCGCACGAGAUUUCACCGGGUCGGACGGGGAUUCCGAACGGAAAAACAUUGCGCCCGCCGGACAGCCCCCGGGACCGGCCGCCGAGACCGCGGCGCGCGGCCGGGCCGACGCGAAUUCCACCGCGGACGUCACCACGACGACAUUGAGCCCGGUCCGCGGACCCGAACGGGACCGCUCCGGUCCGACCGACCACAAGACCGUCGGCUACGGUACCGGAAGUGUCCCGAUGUUGUCGCUGGUCAAUCGCGCGGAACCGAGUGAAUGCGACGGACGAACGGGCGGCCACCCGGAUUGCGGCGGGAAAGGACCGCGCCGCCAAGACUGCGACAACGAAAAACCGCGGGAAAUCUGCGACGGCUGCGCCGACGACGACGACUUGACGCUGUUGGUGGAAAACCACAUUAAAUUCAACAUCAAACUGGUCGCGAACUCUCGAUCCCCGGCGGUUCAAGAGGAGCACGAUCGCGGAAGAACAUUCGCGCCGGAAAAGGACAAUGUUCGACCGUCGACGAUCGACUGCGAUCCGGCGAAAAAACAAUGGUAA
This is a messenger RNA of Cinara cedri, 858 nucleotides long. NCBI's taxonomy places the organism in Eukaryota, Metazoa, Arthropoda, Insecta, Hemiptera, Aphididae. The record is from the annotation of a GenBank genome assembly.